AUGAACCUGAUGGACAAAAAGAAGUACGUUGUGCAUUACCCCAACCUGCAGUUCUAUGUGCGCCACGGCUUACGCGUCAAAAGGAUCCGGCGCGUGUUGAAGUUCACGCAGGAACCCUGGAUGCAGCCCUACAUCGACUUCAACACUCAGAAGCGCACAGCAGCGAAAAACGACUUGGAAAAGAAUCUGUUCAAACUAAUGAAUAACUCCGUCUUUGGUAAGACGAUGGAGAACAUCCGCAAGCGUGUUAGCAUCAAGAUUGCAGGAACUCGCGAAGAAGCGGAGGCGUACGUGUCGCAGCCAGGGUUCGUGCGCUACGUAGAAAUGCUGAACUUCUACGUAAUUCACAUGAAAAGGGCGAACCUCUUCCUGAACAAGCCCGUCUACACAGGCUUUACGGUGCUGGACCUAUCGAAGCUGCUUAUGUACGAGUUCUACUACGACAAGCUAAAGCCUAAGUACGGAGACCGCUGCCACCUUCUGUACACGGACACCGACUCUUUGAUCCUCGAAGUGCAGACGGAGGACGUUUACCAGUACUGCCUUGAGGACCUCGAUGAGUACGACACCAGUGCAUACCCACGCGAGCACUUCCUUUACUCCGCAAAGAAUAAGAAGGUAAUAGGGAAGAUGAAGGACGAAAUGUCCGGCAGGCCCAUAAUGGAGUACGUGGGCCUAAAGCCAAAGAUGUACAGCGUACUGAAGUUAGACGGCGCGGAAAAGAAAGCCAAAGGCGUAAAAAAGUACGUGGUUAAGAAGGACAUUACCCACGAGUCUUACUUAAACGUGCUACGUACGCGCAAGGAGCAGCGGCAUAAGAUGAACAGCCUGCGCAGCUACGGCCAUCAAAUACACAACGUUACGCGGGAGAAGGUGUCACUGUCCGCAUUUGAUG
Messenger RNA from Actinia tenebrosa (Australian red waratah sea anemone), 895 nucleotides. RefSeq lists its product as uncharacterized. The record is from RefSeq and is a predicted model, not a curated record. Lineage: Eukaryota; Metazoa; Cnidaria; Anthozoa; Actiniaria; Actiniidae.